ACCGGCGAAGCCAUCAUCUUUGACCUCAAUGGCCAAGAUGAGUUACAUUCUUAGGCUAAUUGUCAUUGUGCUUACUCUGCUAGCAACUAUAGUGAUGGGUGUGGCAAAGGAGACUGUCAUCGUUGAUGUUUCAGCUGAUUAUACUUUAGAAGGGGAGACAAAAUCCACCUACAACUCUUCAUUUGUGUACUUCAUCAUCGUCAACACACUCGCCUGCGUAUACUCUGCAGUCUCCGUCGGCAUCUCCUUCACCAACCAGAACAACUCUUCCAUCCACCUUCCUCUCUCCAUAGCCGAUCUCAUCGUCGCCAUUCUCCUCUUCACAGGAAACGCUUCAGCUGCUGCUAUAGAGAUCGUGGCUCAGAAAGGCAAUAACCAUUUCGGCUGGACAAAGAUCUGCAACUAUGCCAGCAAGUUCUGUGACCACUUGACAGCUUCCAUAGUUCUCUCCACUCUAGCUUCUGUCAUCUGCGCUGUGGUGCUUGUGCUCUCCAUGAUUAGUCUUCAGAAGAAAUCUCAUUGAUAAUACGUACCGGGUGUGUGUGUGGUUGCAUGGAUGGAUGUGUCUCGCUCGGUUUUCUGUCAUUGGAAGUUAUUUGUGAUGAUUUCGUGGUUGAAUAUAUAGAUAUAUUUGAGAUAAUUUGUAAGGAGAUUUGGAUUUUAUGUUGAUUAGGUUUGUGAAAAUUAAUAUUUGGUUUAGUGUGUUUGAUUUUGAUGGAAUGGAUGGUAGGUUUUAUGGUUAGAUAAUAAAAGAAUAGAGGGGUGAAAUUGUUGUACGUUUUAAUUGUAUGUAUGUUGUGUCAAUUUUAGCUAAU
Dendrobium catenatum is the source of this 815-nucleotide messenger RNA. Its product is annotated as CASP-like protein 1E1. The transcript has 2 exons. NCBI's taxonomy places the organism in Eukaryota, Viridiplantae, Streptophyta, Magnoliopsida, Asparagales, Orchidaceae. The coding region runs from base 29 to 523 and encodes 164 amino acids. The record is from RefSeq and is a predicted model, not a curated record.